Messenger RNA from Sipha flava (yellow sugarcane aphid), 2790 nucleotides. RefSeq lists its product as uncharacterized. The transcript has 4 exons. NCBI's taxonomy places the organism in Eukaryota, Metazoa, Arthropoda, Insecta, Hemiptera, Aphididae. The record is from RefSeq and is a predicted model, not a curated record. The coding region runs from base 238 to 2346 and encodes 702 amino acids.
GUAUUAUCUUUAUGCACUCUAGUCAAUAUUCUGUAGUUCUUUGAUAAAGCCAAUAACAAAAAUGUUUUUUGUUUACUACUUUGUUUACUUGUUUCUACCCUUAAAAACAAAAUUUAAUACUUAGGUUUAUUUAGAUUUCUGUAUUCUCUGUACAUUGUUGAGUGCCAUCAAUACAACAGUUCUGACGAGUAACAACGUGUUGAGAAACUGAUUUCAUAGUUCCUAAUUAUUGUCAAUAUGCUGAACAUCGAUUAUGAAAAUAUUCAAAAGUAUCCUACUGUAGAAUGUGCUCUUUGUGGAUUCAUGUUUCGCAAUAAAACAAGUUUGAAAAACCAUUUUGACUCUAUGCACAGUGGCAAUAAAGGUUUACCAGGUUUUAUCUCUAAAAGGCCUAGAAAAUGUACUGAUUUACAGUGCAUGGAAAAAGGAUGCCGAUGCAAGUUUUACAAUAAACAACUUUUUAUUAGUCAUUUAAAAUUUGAUCAUCAAAUUGAUUUUGAUAUACGCUAUUUGAAUUUCAUUUCUGAAGAUGAGUUUUUAACAUGGAAAGAAGACUUUGAACAAAAAAAUAACAGUCGUUAUGUUCGUGUUACUGGUUGUAAAACACUUCAUGAUGGUAAAAAACUUUCUUAUUAUUAUUGCAAUCGGUCCACUUAUUUUACUAGUAAAUCCAAAGGAGUGAGAAAACGAAGUACUCCUAUUAAAGUAAAAGGUUUAUGUACAGCAUCUAUGAAAGAAGUCCAAAACACUGAUGGAUCUAUUGAAAUAUUACUAUGUGCUACACAUUAUGGUCAUGACAUAUCGUCUGAACACAUGAGGAUGACGAAGCGUGAACGAGAUGAAAUUACUGAACUCAUUCAACAAGGUGAUCAUCCAGAUUUUGUUAUCAAUGCUGCCCGUGCCAAAGCAUCAGAUUCACUAGGACGUAUGCACAUGUUAAAUAGAAAAGAUAUUAAAAAUAUUGAGCGUAAAUUAGGAAUAAGACAUCCAGAAUUUAUCAAACAAAGAACAAUUAAUGAUCUCAGUACAGAUAGAUGGAUUCUAAAGCUACAGCGUACUCCUGAUAAUCCUAUUAUAUUUUAUAAACCAAAUAAUGUAGCUUAUGAAAAUUUUGAACCUAAUGAUCUUAUGUUAAUAUUUAUGACUCGAAAUCAACAACAUUGGAUUAAUAAAUUUGGGACUGAUGGAAUAUUUAUGGUCACUGAAAUGAGCAUGGUUCGCGCCAGAUUAUACUUAACUGUUUUAUAUGUAUGUGAUGAAUUCAAUGUUAUGUUGCCAGUAUGUUUCAUGAUGUGCAAUGACAGUAAAAUAUAUCAAUCUUUUUUUUUAAAUGCAGUUUUUAAUAAAAUGGGCACUAUUUAUGCCAAAGCAUUAAUUACUGAUGACAAUUAUGAUUUAUAUGAAGAUUGGUGUUCAAUUAUGUCACCUGUCAAACAUGUAAUCAACCAAAGAUAUAUUGAUAAUCAGAUAAUAGAAAAGCUUCAGAUUGAAAUUGAAGAUCAAGAUUUACAACAUAAAAUUUAUGACAAGAUAUGCUCAUUUUUUAAUGCACCUGAGAAAUCUGUUAAAGAAGAAAUUAUAAACUACACAAAUAAUAAUCUCAAAAUGAAUAAUAAAACAAAAUCAUUUGGAAUAUUUUUUGAUCAUAUGUUUGCUAGUAGAGCAGAUAUGUGGGCAUUCUGUUAUUUAAAAGAAUCUCUUAAUUUAAAUGAUAUGAUAGAUAUUAACACAGUAUAUAAUCAGAUGAUUGUACUGUGUGAAAAUAAAAAACAUUUUACUCCUAAUUUAUCAAAAAAUAUGCAUAUUUUUUUCACAGCGCUUUUAGAUAUUCAAAAAAUUAGAAAAACUAAAAUUGAAGAAACCAAUAUUUCUAUAUCAAAUAGUCAUAAAAAUGCUUUGUGUUAUAACUCUACUCAUAUUUUCCCUGUAACAAGUGAUAUGUGGAGAAUAAGAUUAGAAGAUGGUACAAGUAAUAAUUUUGUAACUGUUUCCCGGAAGUUUUGUAAAAUUAUUGAUUGUUCAGUAAAAUGUAGUGCGUGUUAUGAUAUUUGUGCCCAUAUCUAUGAAUGUUCGUGUAGUAAAGGAGAAAUAAAUAUAUGUGAACAUGUGCAUAUGUUGGGAAUUUUUAACAAACGGAUCCAAAACGAUAUAGAUGAUCAAAUAAAAAAAGAAGAUUUAGAUGUUAAAGAUUUAAAAGCAAAUAUUUUAAUAAAAUUAAAAAGAAUUAUUGGCAAUAUAAACUUUGUUAAUGAUGAAGAAACACUUAGAAGAAUUAGUGUGUCAUUGAGUAGAGUUGAAAAUAGUGUGGCCAAAGUACAAAAUGCACAUGAAUGUUAUGAUGAUUAAUUAUUAUUAAGAAUUAAAAUCUUUUUUAUUUCUUUUUUUUUGUAAAACUUUAAUUUAAUAUAUGAUUUUUUAAUUAUUGUAUCAUAUUUGAACUAAAAAUAACUUAUUCAAUACUCUGUUGUAAAAAGAAUUUAUUGGAUUCUGACUUAUUGAAUAACGGUCAUUGAAGCACAGACUCCUAUUUUCUCAUUUUACUGAUCAUUAUUAUGCAGUAGCAAUGCUAAAGUUAAUUUAUGAACAAAUCAACUGAUCUUGAUAAUUUUUUUUGCAUAGAUUUAGGCUGUUUAUUGUUUAUUCCUAUCAGAAAGAAAACUAGAUGCCUCUUAGUUUAUUUCCUUUUUGAGUGGAGUGUAUACUUUGUACUUAUAGACUGAGGAUAGCUUUGUAAAUACUAUUUUAACUGUUAUAUUAUUGUGUAUAUCUAGUCUGAAUUUGUAUGUAUAU